AUGGACUCCAACACGGCACUCCCGUCGGACCUCAACAUUCUCGAUCGCCUGGCUCUUCUCCCCAUCGAACUCCAGUGCGAGGUUCUCUUCCAUUUUUUAACGGAAAGCAGCCCCUGCGCCAUGUCACUCUUCGUCCCGGACUGGGACGUUUGCACGCACGCGGCGGACCCCGUCAACGACAUUUACGACCUGCAGCGGAUCGACGUCUACACCAGGGGCGCAGGUGUCGUGCGAGGUAAGUUCGAGGCCCGGGUGAAGCAUGACGACGACGCCGGCGGCCACGUGGUUUUCCCGUUGGCGAAGCAGACGAUGCCGAACGGCUAUGGCGGGCUGAUGGGCGAGCUCGGACGGAUGUUCCCGGACGCGAUGGGGAGGGCUCUGCGAGACCUCGAGCGGCACGGUCUGCACUGCUUCCAGCAGCUCUGGCCGAGGGGCCCGGACGACGAGAUAGGUAAGUGCAUGGCGGGCGGGGGGUUGGUGUUCCGCGAGCAGCGCGGCGGGACGACUGGCGAUCUGGACGCCGGACCGACCACGGUAGGCGCCGCGAUGCCUCCUCUCCGCCAUUUGAUGUUCAACGGCUUCCCCAGGGACCCUUGGCGAGACCUGCGCCUGCGGCGCAACGCGCUCACCAGAUCCCAGCUCGAGAUGAGGCUCCUCGUCGAGCGGGGCCCGGACCUUCUCGCCGUCACGUGGGGCGCCAUGACGCAGCUUGAGACUCUCUACCUCGACCUGCGAGCCUACGGGCGGGGGCAAGUAGGCGAAGACAGCGUCCGCCUCGGCGCGAGGGCGAUGGCGUGCCUGCGGCUCGGGUCUCUCGUGAUCGCUGGGCUGCGGAGUGGCGAGCGGUACGCGAGGCCGGCGGGCUGGCAGCUGUACGACUGGGAGACGGACGAGGCGGAGGCCGGGGGCGGGGUGAACUGGGUCAAGGUGUUUUGCGGGGCCGUCAGGGAGGGCGGAAGAUUGGUGUUCGUUGAUCGGCGGAUGUUGGAUAUCAGCUGGGAGGGGUGGAGGAUGAGGGCGGAGAAGGAGGGGUUGCUGUCGCCCGAAGCCGAGGAGACGGUAGUGACCGGGGAGUCGGAGAACGCGGCGUAUAUGAGGCACGUAGUGAAGGUGCUGACGUAG
This is a messenger RNA of Colletotrichum graminicola M1.001, 1122 nucleotides long. RefSeq lists its product as uncharacterized. The record is from RefSeq and is a predicted model, not a curated record. NCBI's taxonomy places the organism in Eukaryota, Fungi, Ascomycota, Sordariomycetes, Glomerellales, Glomerellaceae. Bases 1 to 1122 code for a protein of 373 amino acids. The transcript has a single exon.